AUGGCUAAAAGUCCGUUUUGGAAGCAGCGUAUUAUUCGUUCCUUGGUGACUAAGAAUUCUUUAUCGCUUAUUUGUCUUAUUGAAACUAAGAAAGAGAGGUUUGAUAAUUUUUUAGUUCAACGGCUUUGGCCAAACAUGGAUUACGAUUUUUGUUUUGCUCCAUCUUCUGGAGCCUCAGGCGGUAUUAUUUGUAUCUGGGAUAAACAGUGGAAUACUGUUUCUGUUCGUCUCAUUUCUAUUUAUGCUAGUAAUUGUGCCCAUGAGCGUGCUGCAUUUUGGCCAUCUGUUUUGGAUCUUAUUGUGCAGGAUAAGAUAUGUUUUCUUCUGGGAGAUUUUAAUGAAGUUCUUGACCCCUCAGAGAGAUUAAACUGCACCGGCUUCUCGCAGUCUAUGCAGUUAUUUUCAGAUUUCAUCUCGGCUUCCUCUCUUAUUGAAUCGCCUCUGCAAGGUCGUUUCUUUACUUGGAAGAACUCUUCUUCGAGAUCGAAGAUUGACAGGUGUUUUAUUUCAGCUGAUGUUAUGGUGGAGUGGCCGAAUUGCUCCUUAUCUGGCUUGCCCAAGAAUUAUUCUGAUCAUGUGCCGCUUCUAUUUCGAUCAGAGGUUAAAUCUGAUUGGGGUCCUAAGCCUUUUAGGUCAAUUAAUGUUUGGUGGGAGCAUAAAGAUUUUGAAUCUUUUGUUGAGACCUCUUGGGAGAACAUUAAAGUAACAGUUUCUGGUGAUAUUGUCUCCAAGCUUCGAGAACAUCGCAACUUGAUCAAAGGAUGGAAUACCGCUGUUUUUGGUAACUUAAAUGGGAAUUUGGAUGUGAUUCACCAGGACAUCCACGCAUUAGAGUCAUUAGCUGAUUCUUCGGUUUUAUCAGAUGCUGAUGUAGAACGCCUUUCAUCUCUGCAUGCUGAGAGCUAUCGCGUUUCUAAGCAGUUGGAAUCGCUUUGGCAUCAAAAAUCAAGGGUCACUUGGAAUCUUUCAGGUGAUAGGAAUACUAAAUUCUUUCACUCUAUUGCUUCGGUCCAUUCCAAAAGUAAUUUUCUUUCUGAAAUUACUGUGGAUAAUUUUACUGUUACUAAACCGAUGGAUGUCAAGGCGAAGAUUUUUGAAUUUUACAAGAAUUUUUUUAGAAGGAAUUCGUGCGCUCCUUUCUCCCUUGAUAGCUUGGCUUUGCGUAGCCUCUCUAGCUCUGAUGCUUCGGUUUUGAGCUUGCACUUUACAGAGGAUGAGAUUUUUAGAACUUUAUUAUGCUGCGACGAUAAUAAAGCUCCAGGUCCAGAUGGGUUCAAUUUUUUCUUUUAUAAGAAGGCGUGGCAUAUUCUGAAGUUUGACAUUCUUCAUAUUUUUUAUGAACUUCACAGGACGGGUACUUUCCCCUCAGGUAUCAAUACUGCAUUUCUUGUCCUUAUUCCAAAAGUUAGGGGAGCUUCUAAUAUUUCGGAAUUCAGACCUAUUUGCCUGAUAAAUGGAAUUUUCAAAUUGAUUUCAAAGGCGCAAGGAGAAGCUUUUUGUUUUAGUAAGUCUUUCUUUGAUUCUUCUCAACUUUCAGUUCUUGUCAAUGGUAGUCCGACUAAGAAUUUUACUAUGGGAAAAGGGGUCAGACAAGGUGGUCCUUUAUCUUCUAUGUUGUUUGUUCUUGCUGUUGAAGGUCUUAAGGCUUUGAUAAAUGAAGCAGUCGGUCUCAAUUUGUUAGAGGGUGUCAGAAUUUAUAAUUAUGCUGAGCCUAUUUCUAUUCUCCAAUUUGCGGACGACACUUUGCUUUUCAUUCCUGAAGAUUUCGAAAAGAUUAGAAACUUGCUGCGAGUCCUUCGUUGUUUUGAGAUCGUUUCAGGCCUUUCGAUCAAUUAUCAGAAGAGUUCCAUUCUGGGCAUUAAUGUUGACGAUGUGUCUCUCUCUACUGCUUCGACUAUUCUCAAUUGCUCAAUUGAGAAGUUUUCUAUCACCUAUUUGGGUCUUCCUCUAUCGACUAGGCCGGUUACGGCUUCUCUUUGA
Messenger RNA from Mercurialis annua (annual mercury), 1980 nucleotides. RefSeq lists its product as uncharacterized. Bases 1 to 1980 code for a protein of 659 amino acids. Gene Ontology annotation, molecular function: catalytic activity. Lineage: Eukaryota; Viridiplantae; Streptophyta; Magnoliopsida; Malpighiales; Euphorbiaceae. The transcript is spliced from 4 exons. The record is from RefSeq and is a predicted model, not a curated record.